This is a messenger RNA of Rotaria sp. Silwood2, 1239 nucleotides long. The record is from the annotation of a GenBank genome assembly. Lineage: Eukaryota; Metazoa; Rotifera; Eurotatoria; Philodinida; Philodinidae.
AUGUCAUCAAAUUUGUUUUACGAUAGUGAUGACGAACGUGAUAGUUUUGAUACGGAACAUCGAGAAAUUGAAUCGUUCCAAAAAAUUUUUUUAUCAGCAUCUAUAGAAAGUAGUGAAGAUGAUGAAGAAGGUAUAAUUGAUGGUACUAAAAUUCCAUCAUCAACAAAACUUAAAAGUCGUGCUCGUCAUUCAUUUUUGGAUAUAUCAAUAUUAUCAUCAUCAUCUGAUCAAGAACAACAAAUUGAUGAUAAUAAUAUUGAAGAAAAUCCGUUUGAUAUUAUUUCAAAAUCUAUUGAUAUUGAAAAUAUAAUACCAAAAAAAACGAAAAAAAGUCUUGGUGUAUCAAAAUCAAAAAUUCAUCUUGAUACAACAGAUAUUUAUGAUCAAGAAGAAGACAGUAAUCAUAGUCGAAAUUCAUUUAUAAAUAAAAUUGACAAUGAUGAUAUACAAUCAAGUAAAACGAAAACAAAUAAUAAAUUUAAAGCUCGAAAACCAACAAAAACAGCUGUUUUAGAAACAGAACGAAAAAUGCAACAACUAAGUCGUUCUGAACAUUUGGUAUUACCGACAUUUGUACCAAAGCCAUUAGAAACAUGGCAUGCAUUAGAAAAACGAUCUCGACAAGAAUUAAUGAAUGAAAUUCGUUCAAAAAAUCCUUCAUUUACUCCACAAGAUCCUGAAUUACCUGAAUUACCAGUUGUUAAUAUUGAAUCUACAGUUAUGUCAACACUUGCUGAUUUAACAAAAUUAAUCGAUGAUAAACCAUCUAAAUCAUCAAAUACAUUAGAUAAACUUAGUCGAUUUUUAAAUCCUGAUAUAUUAAAAAAGAAACCAACAAUGUCAAAUAUUAUGAAAGAAUCAAAUACAAUGAUUGAUUUAACUGAUACAAAAAAAACACCAAGCCAUCCGAGUGUUAAAUCAACAAUCAAUAUUUCACUUGAUUGUAUUAAAUCUCCAUCAUCGAGUAAAAAAUUAUUUGAAAUGCAAAAACAACUUGGUAUACGCAUGCGAGCUAAACGAGCAGCUAUGUUGGCUGAAAAUCCUACAAAUAUACCAAAUAAAGAUGAUGAUGAUGAUGAUGAUGAUAAUAACGAUAACGAAGAAGAAGAAGAAGAAGAUAAGGAAAUGAAUGAAGAUUCAACGGAUUCAAACAAUGAAAGUAAUGAUGCUAAUUCAGAAAUAAUAUCAAAUAUGGAUAAAGAAAAUGUAAAACUACAAAAUUUAAAAAAAAAUACUUAA